Messenger RNA from Macrosiphum euphorbiae (potato aphid), 3378 nucleotides. The record is from the annotation of a GenBank genome assembly. NCBI's taxonomy places the organism in Eukaryota, Metazoa, Arthropoda, Insecta, Hemiptera, Aphididae.
AUGACGGCAAUGGAGAACGAAUCAUCCGAUGGCAAUGUUUCACCAAAGAAGAAAUCAAUUCGUAAAGGCAAGACUGCUUUAGCUCGUGUUCUUUUAUUAGAUGGAUCAUAUUUAGAUGUUCAAAUUGAUAGAAAAGCUAAAGGUCAAGAGUUAUUAGAUCAAAUAUGUGACCGGUUAAAUUUAUUAGAACGUGAUUAUUUUGGUCUAUCUUAUGAAGAUAGACGUGAUCCUCAUAAUUGGCUUGAAAUGGAUAAACGCAUUGGAAAGUUUCUAAAAAGUGAACCAUGGUUGUUUAAUUUUGAAAUGAAGUUUUAUCCUCCUGAUCCCAAUCAACUUCAAGAAGAUAUCACCCGUUAUCAACUAUGUUUACAAAUUAGAAACGAUAUUCUCAAUGGAAAGUUGCCUUGUUCUUUUGUCACACAUGCACUGUUGGGUUCAUAUUUGGUUCAGUCUGAAUUGGGAGAUUAUGACAUCGAUGAACACAAAAAUAAUACAAAUUAUUUGAAAGAGUUUAAGUUUGCUCCAAAUCAAUCACCAGAACUUGAAGAAAAGGUUAUGGAACUUCAUAGAACGCACAAGGGUCAAACACCAGCAGAAGCAGAAUUAAAUUAUUUGAACAAUGCCAAAAAAUUGGCGAUGUAUGGUGUGGACUUGCACCCAGCUAAAGAUUCUGAAGGUGUAGAUAUAAUGUUGGGAGUAUGUUCCUCUGGUUUGCUCGUUCACAGGGAUCGUUUACGCAUUAAUCGUUUUGCCUGGCCUAAAAUAUUGAAAAUUUCUUACAAGCGAAAUCAUUAUUACAUUAAAAUUCGUCCAGGUGAAUUUGAACAGCAAGAGGCUACAGUUGGUUUUAAAUUGCCUAACCAUAGACUUGCUAAAAAAUUAUGGAAAACUUGUGUUGAACAUCAUACAUUCUUUAGGCUGAUGACCCCUGAACCAACUCAAAAACUUGGAUUGUUUCCUCGUUUGGGUUCAAGAUUCCGUUAUUCUGGCCGUACUCAUUAUGAAUCUAAAAAAAACCCAAUUGAGAGACCUGCACCAAAAUUCCAAAGAAGCUUAAGUGGAAGAACAUUGACUUCUAGAAGCAUGGAUACCUUAGGAGGAACCAGACAUUUGGGAGAAGAUUUUGGAAUGGAACCUGAGUCUAAAAGACACACAAUGUCUCAUCCUCCUGACCGUGUUUCUGACAUAGACAACAACAUAGGAAAAGGCGGAAAGUCAAACAAAAAUGACAAACGAAAGCUAAAAGAAAAAGUGAGCAUAAGUUCUCACGACAGCUCUGUAACAGAGGAAGGCAAUUACGACGCCGAACGAAGCAGCUCAGACAUUCAAAAGUCCAAGAAACCAAUUGGAGGAAUUGCUGUUUUACCAACAGGAUCGUUUAAUUUCAUGAGGAGGAAAAAAGACAAAGAUGCGUCUAAAGUUUCAAAUGGUAUUGGUGUUGAAGAAGAUGAUGAAAAAGAAAAUCGUGAAAUUUCUCCUUCUAUAAAAACUACAAGUUUUAUAACCAAAGAACGUGAAGCUUUGUCUGCGAAUGAUACUAAUACGAGUGCUGAUAUUUCAGGCAUCAACUCAUUAGAUAUUUCAAAAGCAGAUUCUACUAAAGAUAAUGAAAAGUCUAAACUUAAGAGUCCUGGAGGUAUUUUUAGCAGUUUUAGUUUAAAAUCUAAAAAAUCUAAAGACAAAUUGAAAGCUGAUAACAGCCUUGACACAAGCGCUGAACCUGAGUCCCCCAAAGGUUUAGACAAAUUCAAAUUAAAAACCAAAAAAGAUUUAAAAAAACCAAAAAAAGAAUCAAAAACGAGUCUCAAAACUAUUGACAGCACUACUUCUAAUUUAUCAUCAAACGCUACAUUUGCUGAUCGUUCGAUGGCUGAAACUACUGUAAAUGUAUCUGCUAUUUCCACAUCACCCAGUUUUACUAAAACAUAUAAUUACACAGAAGAUGAACACAGUGCUACCAAAAAACGCAAGCCAGUCGGGGGAUUUACCUAUGAAAAUAAUAUGGAAAAAUCAAAAGAAAAUAUUUCUGAAAUCCCAACAUCUCCUAGUAAAAGAGCACAAGGCCUAGCAUUUAAUUACGCACCUGGAGAGGCAAAGAAAGUUGCAGAAACUGCAGCAGAAAAGCGAAAAACGUUCAUGGAAAAAGUGGCUGCCGAUGGUAUUAAAACACCAGGAAUUAACUAUGUACAAUCAGCAGUUCACAAAGAAGAAUCGGUUAAAAAAGAACCUAAAACUAAUUUUGAAACAAAAGAAGAAAAAUCCACUGGUGAAGUUGCUUUUACUAAGACUGUUUUGGAAAAAAAAGUUGUCUCAGCCAGUGCUGAAACUACUGUAGAGACUGAGAAGAAAAAAAUUGAUUCAAAAUUAGGUAUUUUUAAUAAGAAAUCAAAAGAAAAUGACAGUGGUAAAGGGGUAUUAGAAAAAGCUAUGGACAAGUUGGGUUCUUUUGGUAGAGGAUCUAAAGAUAAAACCGAGAUAGAUCCAAAAAAAGAAUCAUCAGACUUCAUUGAUAAUGAAAAAAAAAAAUAUGAAGAUGAUAAACCACUAGUUAGUUCUGCACCAUUAAUUGUAAAAACUACAACAAAACAGACAAUGAUCCAGGAUAAGGAGGGAGUUACUCAAAAUAUUGAGGAAAAAGUUGAAGAUUUAACAUCUGGAGAAGUAACUGUAUCAACACAGCACAAUAAGGCUGAAGGUUUGGACACAGCUACUGGUAGGCCUCCAUAUGUAAAGGCAACAGCAGUAACUACUCGUACAGCAACUACUCACCAGGAUUUGGAAAAAAAUUCUAAAACCAGUCAGGUCGAAGAAAAAACUGUAGCGCAUACAACAACGACCAGUGGUACUCGUCAAGAACAACGAACUGUUACACAGGAAGUCAUAUCUACAUCAACAAUUCUUGCACCAGAAUCAAAAGUUGAGCUAAGUAGAGCUUCAAGUAGUUCAAGCCUUAGCUCAAACGAUUCAGGCACACCAAUCGAUGUUGAAGGCCCAUUAGAUGAGUCCAAUGGGCUAGGAUAUUAUAAUAGCAAUUUUCAGAAUGAGUUUAAGGCCGAACAUGUGACGGCUGGUUCAAACUCUGCUGAAGAGAGACAUAACAUAAACAUCACAGCUAAUGACAAGUCGUACACGCUCACAGGAGAGAUAGUCUCAACACAGGCCAUUUCUAGUAAAACACGAACUGUUGAAACUGUAACAUACAAAACUGAAAAAGAUGGUGUUGUUGAGACAAGAGUUGAACAAAAAAUAACCAUACAGAGUGAUGGUGAUCCAAUUGAUCAUGACAAAGCAUUGGCUGACGCCAUACAGGAAGCUACAGAAAUGAACCCUGACAUGACUGUAGAAAAGAUUGAAAUUCAACAGCAACAACAAACAUGA